CCAAAACAAAGGGCAGGCGGCCCGCGGGCCGCGCCGGGGCCGCCGGGGAGCCGCGCCCGCGCUGAGCGAGCCCGGGCCGAUGGGCGCUGCGGGCCGAGGCGCCGAGCGGCGGGCGGCGGUCGUGGAGUGCUCCUCUCUCCCCGGCUGUGUGGACAGAGCCCCAUGCCCUCCGAACAACAACGGCCCUUGCGUGUAUGCUGCAGCGUCUCUUCUGUCAGAGAGCCCAGCACCGCUGCAGCCUGUCCUGCGCCAGCCCUGAGCUGAGCCAGGCGUGCCCAGCAGAGAUGGUGAAGAUGACAAAGUCCAAAACUUUCCAAGCGUAUCUGCCAAACUGCCACCGAACGUACAGCUGUGUCCACUGCAGGGCCCACCUGGCCAAUCACGACGAGCUGAUCUCCAAGUCCUUUCAGGGAAGUCAGGGACGAGCCUACCUCUUCAACUCAGUGGUGAACGUGGGCUGCGGCCCCGCAGAGGAGCGGGUGCUUCUCACCGGCCUGCACGCCGUGGCGGACAUCUACUGCGAGAACUGCAAGACCACGCUCGGGUGGAAAUACGAACACGCCUUCGAGAGCAGUCAGAAAUACAAGGAAGGGAAAUUCAUCAUCGAGCUCGCCCACAUGAUCAAAGACAAUGGCUGGGAGUAGAGUGGGAACUCCCGGUUCUCUUUUGAACGUGAUCUUCUGAAAGAGACGGUAAACGGAGCGGAGACAGGAGCACCCGAUGGCAGUGUUUCUUAACUCGAACCUCGCGGGCGGCCCCUCCCGGCGGACCCCCCGGGUAAGGCGGCCCCUCCAGUCUGUGUCCUCUUCACGUACAUGGUGGUUUCUUAAAAGUUUCAAUGACCUUUUUCUAAUUUCUCAAGAUCUAGAGAAAGACUUAGCAGACUGAUGACGUAUCCAUCUAGUUAACAGCUUCUUUAACCAAUGCCUUUAAGACAGAGCUGGGCUGUGCUCUUUUGUGUUUGAUAGAAAAGCAGACCGAGUCCCCAGAGACCACGGGGAGGUCUCUCUGGAGAGCCAGGCUCCCUCUUGUUUGGAAUGAAGGUACCAUAACCACUUCUCCCCGAUUCGCGGAACCACACUUUGGUUACUCUUCUCGCACUCGAGCUGAGGGCAGUGCUCGUGUAGAAGUUCAUGAGCCUAUGCACCAAGGGUGGUUUUUAGCCUUGUUCAAAACAGAGGCCACCACUGAACAUUUUAGAUAAGCUAUAAACAGAGAAAUGUGUCUAAUGGGACAUCUUCUUUAUUUAAGCCAAUAGCUUCUAUCAUCUAGAGGCGCAGGACCAUCCUGGCCAUGCACAGGCGCAGUCCCGCGGGGGCUCCAGGGCAGGCGCCCGGUGGCUGGUGCGUGGAGUUAAGAGUUGAACACACUGGGCCAAGGGAGAUCAGGUUUCCUCUUCUAUUCUAAUGUACUUGAAAAACAAUUAUUUUUUGCAUAUUUGAAAGAGACCAGAAUAUGAUAAGCUUCCAAAUUUAAGAUUUGCCAGAUUGUUUUAAAUUUUUUUCAGAAAAGGUUACAGUUGCAAGACAGGUGUAAACUUUGCAGUGAAGAUGUUUCCUUUGCUUAGUGGGUCCCCGCGCCUUCCCGGUGCUGUCCUGGGGGCCGGCACAGGCGGGACCCCGCAGCCUCCUAAGGCCUGCGUUUCCGCCUCAGGUUCAAGUUACGACUCGCCCAGGCUUUUGCAGGGAGUGGGCACCACUCAUGGGUUUUGGCCACUUUGCAGAGAAUGGAAACCAGAAAGCAUUCCCACAACCGUUUUGGUUUUCAGUGUUCUACCUGGCUCUGGCCAGCGGGCCCGGCCUGCCGCUUCAGGUGUCUGGGGGGCCUUCCGUGUGGUCACCGUGGCAUGAGACUCCCAGGACCCCAGCGCAGAGGGCCAGGGAGAGGGCCGAGGGAGCGGGGAGAGAGGAGGGCGCCGGCCGGCUCUGAAACUCCAGACAAGGUUAGUCCCACGGCCACAACCUCAAGCUGGCUGGGGACGGGGAGCACUGGCUGCCAGCUGGGGCCCCUCCCUCCUCUGACCGCAGCCUCCCCUCACCCCAGCCACUCACCUGGGCUCCCUUUUGGCACCAUUUCCCCCGGACCUGCAGCCUGGACAGCGGGGAGCGCCCUGCCUGCCCUGGGCACUGGGGCAUCUGCGAGGGUGCCCAGCAGGCCUGGAUGCAUCUCACGUUGCCAAGGAGGCCCCAGGGACAGCGCAGGCCUCCGCUGCAGGCACUGCUGCCUCCCAGGCUGGGCCCCGCGGCCCUGUCCCUGAGCCACGCGUGCCAAUCCCGCUGGAGCCAGCUGGCUCCUCCCCCGCGGCCCGGGCUCGUCUCUGAGAGACGCUUCCUGAUGCCGCGGAACCCCCUUGGCUCCCUCUGUGCACACGCGGCUUGUGCCUGAAGCUUCCGUGCGUUCUGGGCACUGCUGCUGCUCCUCCACCCCGAGCGCCCUGAUCCUGUCCAUCCCCGUGGUGGCACCGAGGCGUCGCUACCAGGAGGCCGCGCCGCCGCCUGUUUCUUCAGCUGACGCCAGCACAGACUCUCAGCACUUCUCUCACUGGUCUUCCUCAAAAUCCAAGCUCCUUUAGAAACCAAAUGAACUGACCGUGAGUGGCUUGGGAGGGACACGCACGGACCCCAGAUGUGCUCAAGUGCUGGGACCUCCACCCUGUGAAAUUCCUAAGCAGUAAAUAUCAUCCCGUGACUUUUAAAUUAUUUAAGAUAUUUUUCUUUGAGAAGAGUGGGAGGCGAGGCCAGGAGUAGAAACGCGUUUUGCUAUGCGGCGUCCUCUGCACAGCACACCUGCUGCAGGAACGUGGGUUCUGUUGCUGUUUUAUACACAUAUACAGUAUUUUUAUACCUUAACGCUUAUUCCUGAUGGCAUCUGUCAGGUAUUAGGAGGGACCAGAAAUGGGAAUUGUUUAAAAAGUCCUUUAAU
Hippopotamus amphibius kiboko is the source of this 2922-nucleotide messenger RNA. RefSeq names its product yippee like 1 (gene YPEL1). The record is from RefSeq and is a predicted model, not a curated record. Bases 195 to 644 code for a protein of 149 amino acids. The transcript has 5 exons. Lineage: Eukaryota; Metazoa; Chordata; Mammalia; Artiodactyla; Hippopotamidae.